GGGUUUCCACAAAACAGAGGUGAUGAAAAGAGGACGUGAAGAGAAGAACAGCCACGAGACCUUACCAUCGCCAACACGACUUCGUCACGGUGGAGUUAUCAAUAUACCUCUUGAUGUAACCGUGGAGAUACUCAAGAAACUUCCGACGAAAUCUCUAUUGAGGUUCCAAUGUGUCUCUAAGCUGUGGUCAUCAAUAAUCAGCAGCCGUAGAGACUUGAUAGACUCGAUCAUCACUCGUUCUUUGAAUGAGCCUCCGCGUGACGCCCAUAUCAUCUCCCUCGUCUCUUCAAAUUGUUUUCCUAAUAGAAUUUGUAAAAGUUUCAUAGCCUUCUCUUCUACUACUUGCCCUGGAAAUACUGACAAAGAAUUAGUAUUAGUCCCUGGACAAUAUCAUCAAUCCGUUCGCGGCUUGGUUUGUUGUUGGUCUCAUUUUCCGAAUGUGGUAGUUAUAUAUAACCCUACCACGAGGCAGUCCUUUGACUUACCAGAGUUGAAAUAUAAGCACAUGUACAGUUGUGAUUUCUUCUUCGGAUACGACCCUAUCAAGAAUCAAUACAAAGUAAUCUUCCUACCAACAGGCACCUGGGAUGGGAGUUGUCAAGUUUUCACAUUGGGAGAUCCCACAGCAAAGCAGUGGAGGAACAUCCAACACGAUAUUAGACCUCACCAGACGUUGUUAGGUGUGGUUUGCAUCAACGGGACUAUCUAUUACCGAGAAGGGACUCGCAAUCCUCCUUUUCUUGUAGAUAUUAAAUUGAUGAGUUUUGAUGUUAGGUUGGAGAAAUUUGAUCAUGUCAAGGCUCCAAAAGUAUUGAUGCAUUUGCAUCGCGAUUCGACUUUGAUCAACUACCAAGAGAAGUUAGGACUCAUCUCUUGCGAGAGGGUAGUUGAAAUAUGGGUUAUGGAAACACAAGGAUGGUCCAAAUUUUUCUUAUGUGAGAAGGAGGAUUUUCAUAGUUGGAGCAUCGCGGGUACUACUCGUGGUGGUGAGAUCGUUCUUGUCAAGUCAGUGUACUGGUCGUACGACAAGUUACGUGUCUAUUAUUAUGAUUUAAAGGGAAACAGUAUGCGAUAUGUUGACCUUGAAAACUGUUAUACGGAGGAUGGAAACCGUAAGGGAUACGCUUCUACAAUCUGGACUGGCCCGGAUCAUGUCGAGAACAUUAUGGGUUUGCAUUAGAGGAGGUACAUUUGAAUUUUAUAAUAUUUAGACCUAUAAAAAAACUUUUUAAACCAAC
Molecule: messenger RNA, 1238 nt
Organism: Arabidopsis lyrata subsp. lyrata
Lineage: Eukaryota; Viridiplantae; Streptophyta; Magnoliopsida; Brassicales; Brassicaceae
Product: probable F-box protein At3g56670
Exons: 1
Coding region: 23-1180 (385 amino acids)
Molecular function (GO): protein binding
Source: RefSeq, a predicted model, not a curated record